GUUAAGUUGGGAUUUGGACUUUGAAGCAGCUCCUUCAUACUAUACUAUCCUUCCUCCAUUUUCAAAUAAUUUAAUUAAUGCAAACAGAAACCAUUUUUCCCUUUGUCCAGACUUGGUUUCUGAUUCCGUUGAAUAUUCUUCCACAUUUGUUUCUUCCUGUUAAAUCAAUUGUCCCUUUCAAAUCUUGUUCUGGAGCUUUCAACGUAGAAAAGUUCCCCAAUCCCGUCGAUGAUCUCGAUGUCUUCCUUCGUCAAAACCAUGCAUGUUGCACUUACCCUGUUCAAAAUUUAGUUAACCAUUCUCGAUCAAUCCAACCCAUGGCGGUUUCCGGUGAUUCGGUUCUUGUUCGUAGUCUAAUUGCCAAAAACAUCACUAGGGUUUGGCAAAGGAAUGGUUUUUUAAGUACUAAGAAUGUUACGGAGGUGGGUUUUUACACUGUGGGGAGAUUGGAGAAGAAGGGUAGGGUUGGAGUUAGAGCUGCAUUGCAGGUGGGUUCGGAGGAUGUGAAGAAAUUGGAAGGGAAUUUUGGGUUUGAUGUGGUGUCAGAAGGGGAGCUGAAGGAGAAGGGGUUUUUGGGUAUGAGGAAGACGAAGCUGGUGUGCACCAUAGGGCCUGCGUGUUGCUCGGUUGAGGAUUUGGAGAAGUUGGCUGCGGGAGGGAUGAAUGUGGCUAGGCUUAACAUGUGUCAUAACGCAAGGGAGUGGCAUCUUGAUGUGAUUAAGAAGAUCAGAAGGUUGAAUGAGGAAAAGGGGUUUUGUGUUUCGGUGAUGAUUGAUACUGAAGGGAGUCAGAUACAUGUGGUUGAUCAUGGUGCCCCUUCAACUGUCAAAGCAGAGGAAGGUUCAGUCUGGUUAUUUACUGCUGAACAAUUUGACGGUUUGCGUCCAUUCACCGUCCAAGCCAACUACGAAGGUUUCUCUGAAGGUAUUGAAGUGGGCGAUAUACUUGUUAUUGAUGGUGGAAUGGCAAGCUUUGAGGUGAUUGAGAAGGUUGGGAAUGCUUUGUGUUGUAAGUGUACAGACCCUGGUCUAUUCCUUCCACGAGCCAAAUUUAGCUUUUGGAGAGAUGGGAAGCUUGUGGAGAGGAACUACAGGCUCCCUACUCUAUCACCAAAGGAUUGGGCUGACAUUGAGUUUGGAAUUUCUGAAGGUGUCGACUUCAUAUCCCUCUCAUUUGCAAACAAUGCUGAUUCUAUCAGUGAACUUAAGAAUUAUCUGUCCACCAAGUCAUCCAGGUGCAUAAGGGUAUUGGCAAAGAUUGAGAGCUUGGAGUCCCUUCAGAAUUUGGAAGAGAUUGUGGAGGCUUCUGAUGGAAUAAUGGUGGCUCGUGGUGACCUUGGAGUUGAAGUCCCACUUGAACAGAUUCCAACAGUGCAAGAGGAAAUAACUCAGGUUUGCAGGGAACUAAAUAAGCCUGUGAUUGUGGCUUCUCAACUUCUGGAGUCAAUGGUUGAAUAUCCAACCCCAACACGAGCUGAGGUUGCAGAUGUUUCUGAAGCAGUCAGGCAGUUCGCUGAUGCCUUGAUGUUGUCAGGUGAGUCAGCUAUUGGAUCAUAUGGACAGAAGGCUCUUGCUGUUUUACGGAUGGCCAGCAGUCGCAUGGAACUUUGGAGUCGUGAAGAGAACAAGCAUAUUCUCCAUCAACGUCAACUUGGAGUAUCAUUGCCUGACCGCAUUGCUGAGCAGAUAUGCAAUUGUGCUGUUGAAAUGGCUAACAACCUAGGCGUGGAUGCCAUCUUUGUGUACACAAAGCAUGGACAUAUGGCAUCACUCUUGGCUCGCAACAGUCCAUAUCCACCCAUAUUUGCCUUCACUAAUAAUAGUGACACCCAAAUGGCUCUAAAUCUGCAAUGGGGGGUUUUUCGCUUGCUUGUUGAUCUUUCAUAUGAUAUGGAGGACGAAACUCCAACCAUCCCAAAUCCAACUGCUUUCCAGGCAAUCCAGGUCAAGAAGUUUGACUAGCACUCUCCAUGAGAGGAAGCUGAUGUUGGUGAGUCCAGAAGGUGAAGGAAUUGCAUCUGUAUGCCUUUCCUAUCCACUUGUUUGGGAUUUGAUGACAACUGACCAUUUAUACUGUUGAAAUUGUAUUGCAUAAAUUGUGCUUGGUUGU
Molecule: messenger RNA, 2109 nt
Organism: Rubroshorea leprosula
Lineage: Eukaryota; Viridiplantae; Streptophyta; Magnoliopsida; Malvales; Dipterocarpaceae
Source: the annotation of a GenBank genome assembly